Messenger RNA from Ostrea edulis (European flat oyster), 981 nucleotides. RefSeq lists its product as uncharacterized. The coding region runs from base 55 to 762 and encodes 235 amino acids. The transcript is spliced from 4 exons. The record is from RefSeq and is a predicted model, not a curated record. Lineage: Eukaryota; Metazoa; Mollusca; Bivalvia; Ostreida; Ostreidae.
AAAUAAGUCCCCUAGGAGAGAAAGUCAAUUUCAAAAGCGUGAAGGUUUAAAACAAUGGGCUUGUUUUGCAUCGUUGUGACUUUUAUCGGGGCAUUUUUGUGUUGUGAAGGCCGCUAUUUUCGACCAUUCCCUAUUUCUUCGGAGCCUCAGUCUGUCUUUGAUGCCGUAGAAAGCAACACAGAUCUGCAGUAUAAUGACAACAUCCACGGGGUAACAGCCAUUCGCGAUGUUGACCUUAGGUCAUGUUAUGUAAAAGAGUAUGACCCUGACUGGAGGCUGGACCAGAAUAGCAAGGCUGUCAUCAUGCGAGCCAUGGAACCAAAAAUCAUGCGGGACGAUGUCGUACUCGCACACUUCAUCAGACGUGUUGGUCCAAUUGUUGGGAAACUCUGCAAGACCAGUAAAAUCUACGAUGUUGAAUCAGCGGAGGUAGAGAGAAUAACAGGCGACUCUUCUCUGUUUGCUGUUCCUCCCCGUCCUCACCCAGAUGUACCGGUACCCCCCAAAAUCUAUUUCGACAGUGGAGAACAACCAAUCCGCAGGCCAUUUAAAAUUCCUACCAAAAAACCUCAAUUCCUGGGACACCGAGAACAAGGAAUUUUCAAAGUACCCACCAAAAUACCAGGUGGUUCCCAACAACGACCAGUGGUGCAUAGGCCCCAGGAUCUUUCAGUUUCGCCGGGCUCUGUGCAUAAUCCUUUAACCUUUCCUAAACCUUUCCAACAGGGUAUUCCCCAGCUAAAACAUCGUGGACAUAAAUAACUUCGGAAGAGCGUUGUUCCUGUACCCAUACGACAGGAGGCAUCUUAGAGAUCAGAUGAGUAGAGACCUUUGAAGAAACACAAAGAGGACUGUCACAUAUAUUACGUAUCUAGUAUCCUGUUUUUUUUAUCAAAUGUCAGUAACGCUAUCUUCAAUAUCUUUAUCUUUGCACAAUGUAAUUGUUGAUGAUUUUACCCCUAAAAUAAAUAUUGUUACAUA